UAAACCAUUUCCCCUCAUAGAAGGCAAAUCUAACAUUACAGUCCUUGACACUCAGAUAGAAAAACUGCGCCUCAAGUCUCUCAAACAGAUUGGAGAAGCAGCAGCAAGGAUGAGAAAUGAAGCUACUGAUGUGGAAGCCACUCUGACAGAGAUUGAGGAUUGGUUGGAUAAAUUACUGCAACUGAGUGAAGAGCCACAAAACAGUAUGCCUGAUGUAAUCAUAUGGAUGAUCCGAGGGGAGAAAAGACUGGCUUAUGCUCGUGUUCCUGCACACCAAGUGCUGUACUCCACAACGAGCCCUGAAUCAUCUGGUAAAUAUUGUGGAAAGACCCAAACAAUCUUCCUAAAGUACCCACAGGACAAGACGAAAGAUGUCAAAAUGCCUGUGGAGUUGCGAGUUAACAUUUGGCUUGGGCUCAGUGCAGUUGAAAAGAAGUUUAAUAGCUUUGCAGAGGGAACGUUCAGUGUUUUUGCAGAAAUGUAUGAAAAUCAGGCUCUUCUUUUUGGAAAGUGGGGUACUUCAGGACUUGUUGGUCGGCACAAGUUUUCUGACGUCACAGGAAAAAUCAAACUGAAAAGAGAGUACUUUCUACCCCCAAAAGGCUGGGAGUGGGAAGGAGAAUGGAUGGUUGAUCCUGAAAGAAGUUUGUUGACUGAAGCUGAUGCUGGUCAUACUGAGUUUACUGACGAAGUAUAUGAAAAUGAGAGUCGCUAUCCUGGAGGGGAAUGGAAAGCAUCUGAAGAGAGUUACACAGAUGUGAAUGGAGAAAAAGCUCCACCACCACGUGAGUUCACGUGUCCUCCUGGAUGGAUGUGGGAAGAUGAUGCUUGGAAAUCUGAUUUAAAUCGGGCAGUGGAUGAGCACGGAUGGGAAUAUGGAAUUACUAUUCCUCCAGACACUAAACCAAAGUCAUGGGUUGCUGCAGAGAAAAUGUACCAUAUACAUCGACGACGAAGACUGGUGCGGAAACGUAAGAGGGAUCCAGCUCAAGCAGUAACAGCAGGAAGGGGAAUGUCACCAUAUGAAGAUCAAGAAGGAUGGGAAUACGCUUCUUUGAUUGGCUGGAAAUUUCACUGGAAACAACGCAGUUCUGACACUUUCCGUCGAAGACGAUGGAGACGAAAAAUGGCUCCCUCAGAGACACAUGGUGCAGCAGCUAUCUUUAAACUUGAAGGUGCUUUGGGAGCAGACACUAGUGUUGAUGACGGAGAAGGGAAGAGUGCAGAUAAAACCAAGGAGUCAGCUACAAAGGUGUUUGGUGCCAAUACACCACUUGUUUCCUGCUACUUUGACAGAAUAUAUACUUACCAUCUUCGCUGUUACAUCUACCAGGCAAGAAAUCUCAUGGCUUUAGACAAAGACAGUUUUUCAGAUCCGUAUGCUCAUGUUUCCUUCCUCCAUCAAAGCAAAACAACUGAGAUCAUUCAUUCUACUCUAAAUCCUACAUGGGACCAAACUCUCAUAUUUCAUGAAAUUGAGAUCUAUGGGGACCCACAGACAGUAGCCCAAAACCCACCUAAUGUUGUUAUUGAACUUUUUGACAGUGACCAAGUGGGUAAAGACGAAUUCCUUGGAAGAAGUGUUUGUUCCCCCAUGGUCAAGUUAAUCCCAGAAGAGGACAUCACACCAAAACUGCUGUGGUAUCCUGUAACAAAUAAUGGCAAAGCUAGUGGAGACAUUCUUUUUGCUGCAGAACUUAUUUUGAAGGACAAGGGUGGUGCGAACCUUCCAAUUCUUCCAUCACAAAGAGCACCAAAGCUUUACAUGGUACCUCAAGGAAUCAGACCAGUAGUUCAACUCACUGCUGUUGAGAUUCUGGCUUGGGGGUUGCGGAACAUGAAAAACUACCAACUGGCACCUGUUAUGUCUCCAAGUCUCAUUGUGGAAUGUGGGGGUGAAAUGGUGGAAUCUGUCGUGAUCAAAAACCUCAAAAAGACACCAAAUUUUCCAUCUUCUGUUCUCUUCAUGAAAGUUCUUUUGCCAAAAGAGGAGUUAUACAGUCCAUCUCUUGUUAUUAAAGUAAUAGACCACAGACCAUUUGGACGGAAGCCCAUCGUGGGACAGUGUACUAUUGAUUUACUGGAAAGCUUUCGCUGUGACCCCUACACUACUAAAGAAGACAUUGCACCACAACUGAAAGUUAGUCUACUCUCUGCUGCACCUCGCCAGGAUACGGUAAUUGAAAUGGAAGACACACAGCCACUGCUAGCAGCUCAGCUUACAGAAAAGGAGGAAGAAAUUGUUGAUUGGUGGAGCAAAUUUUAUGCUUCAGUAGGAGAACAUGAAAAAUGUGGACAGUAUAUUAAAAAAGGAUAUGACACUUUAAAGGUGUAUGACUGUGAAUUGGAAAAAGUACCUGAAUUUAAUAGCUUAACAGACUUCUGUGAUACAUUUAAACUAUACAGAGGCAAAUCUGAGGACAGUGAUGAUCCGUCAGUGGUUGGGGAAUUCAAGGGAUCCUUUAAAAUCUAUGCAUUACCUGAUGAUCCCACUAUUCCAGCUCCUCCUCGCCAGUUCCGUGAGCUACCAGACAGUGGUCCUCAGGAGUGUAUUGUGCGAAUUUAUAUUGUUCGAGCUUUGCAGCUUCAACCCCAGGAUAAUAAUGGGCUGUGUGAUCCUUAUAUAAAAAUAUCCCUAAGUAAAAAAGUAAUUGAAGACAGAGAUAAUUAUGUGCCUAAUACUCUCAACCCGAUUUUUGGCAGAAUGUAUGAACUCAGCUGCUUCUUGCCUCAAGAAAAGGAUCUGAAAAUUUCAGUCUAUGACUAUGACACAUUGACUCGUGAUGAAAAAGUGGGUGAAACCAUAAUUGAUCUUGAGAACAGAUUCCUUUCUCGUUAUGGAUCUCACUGCGGCAUCCCACAGCAGUAUUGCAUUUCAGGUGUGAAUACCUGGCGUGAUCAACUAAAACCAACCCAGUUAUUGCAAAAUGUAGCCAGGUUUAAAGGCUAUGCUCCUCCUGUCCUCUCUGAGAACGGUAGAAAGAUUAACUACGGGGGACGAGACUAUACUUUGGAGGAAGCUGAAGCUAACAAAAUUUUGCACCAGCAUCUUGGUCCAGAGGAACAAAGGCUAACAUUUCGUGUCAAUAAGCAGUUCCGUGGAAUUAACCAUGACAAAGCCUGUGUGCAACAAACAAUCCCUCAUCCAUCUUCUCCACUGCUACAGGGAAGGCUCCAGAUGUGGGUUGAUGUUUUCCCCAAAAGCUUAGGACCUCCAGGCCCUCCCUUCAACAUCACUCCCCGAAAAGCCAAGAAGUAUAUCUUGCGGGUGAUUGUCUGGAACACCAAAGAUGUCCUUCUGGAUGAAAAGAGCAUCACAGGGGAAGAAAUGAGUGACAUUUACGUGAAGGGAUGGAUGCCUGGUAAUGAAGAAAAUAAGCAGAAAACUGAUGUUCAUUACCGAUCAUUGGAUGGUGAAGGGAACUUUAACUGGAGAUUUGUUUUUCCUUUUGACUAUCUCCCAGCGGAGCAACUCUGUGUAGUUUCCAAAAAGGAACAUUUUUGGAGUCUUGACCAGACAGAAUUCAGAAUCCCACCCAAACUGAUCAUUCAAAUAUGGGAUAAUGACAAGUUCUCCUUGGAUGACUAUCUGGGCUUUGUGGAACUUGAUUUACACAAAACAAUCAUUCCAGCAAAAGCUCCAGAGAAAUGCAAUAUAGACAUGAUUCCAGAAUACAAGGCAGACGGUUCUCAGAAGGCUCCCAGGACCGCCUCUCUCUUUGAACAGAAAUCCAUGAAAGGAUGGUGGCCAUGUUAUGUUGAAAAGGAUGGCUCCCGUAUUUUAGCGGGUAAAGUUGAAAUGACAUUGGAAGUUGUCAAUGAAAAAGAAGCUGAGGAAAGGCCAGCUGGUAAAGGAAGAGAUGAACCCAACAUGAACCCCAAACUAGAUCUACCAAACCGACCAGAUACUUCCUUCCUUUGGUUUACAAAUCCCUGCAAGACAAUGAAAUUUAUUGUGUGGCGCAGGUUUAAAUGGCUCUUUAUAGGCCUUGUCAUCUUGCUGAUUUUACUCUUGUUUGUUGCAGUACUCCUCUACUCAUUGCCGAACUAUUUGUCAAUGAAGAUCGUGAAACCAAUUUAAAGAAGAGUUUUUUACCUCGUCUUUUUACAUAGUAAUGAGGUUUCGCCUCAGGCUGUGGACCAAAUUCAGCAAGGCUCUCCAUCCUUUUUAUCUGCUAGUAUUUGGAACUGUAAAAUAGAUAAGUAAGAAUUUAACCAAGGUUAGCCAAGGUUCAAGGGGUCAUGACAGGUGUUUUUAAAAAACAAAAGAUAAACCCCCUCAUGUUCCAUGUACUUUUUUUUUAUUCCAGUAGUAUCUACACAUGGUAAAGUUCUGACUUCCUUGCUUUUAAAC
Molecule: messenger RNA, 4354 nt
Organism: Pelecanus crispus (Dalmatian pelican)
Lineage: Eukaryota; Metazoa; Chordata; Aves; Pelecaniformes; Pelecanidae
Source: RefSeq, a predicted model, not a curated record